Branchiostoma belcheri (Belcher's lancelet) is the source of this 2330-nucleotide messenger RNA. RefSeq names its product major facilitator superfamily domain-containing protein 1-like. Gene Ontology annotation, cellular component: lysosome. Bases 45 to 1580 code for a protein of 511 amino acids. Gene Ontology annotation, molecular function: transmembrane transporter activity. The transcript is spliced from 13 exons. Lineage: Eukaryota; Metazoa; Chordata; Leptocardii; Amphioxiformes; Branchiostomatidae. Gene Ontology annotation, biological process: transmembrane transport. The record is from RefSeq and is a predicted model, not a curated record.
GACUUGGAAUCGUCCCAUUGGCGCGUGACCCAAAAGUUGCCAAAAUGGCGGAGCCUGACGAAAAAUCGCCUCUUGUGGCGAGAAGAAGUUCGUCUGAAGACGAGGAAGAACUGACGGGAUGCGCCGCCAGUGCAGCCUGCGAUCCCAGGAGAACUCUGCACCGUUUUCUGGUGCUUUGGCUCAUAUGUUUCCUCAGUUUUGGAAGUUAUUUCUGCUACGAUAACCCAGCAGCCCUUCAGUCCCAAAUCAAGAAGGACAUGCAUGUGAACACAGGAACCUUCAUGACCCUGUAUGCCUGGUACUCCUGGCCAAACGUCGUCCUCUGUUUCUUUGGAGGAUUCCUGCUGGACAGAGUAUUUGGAAUCAGACUUGGAACCAUCAUCUUCAGUUUGUUUGUACUGGCUGGACAGUGUGUCUUUGCUGUUGGGGCCCAGCUGAACCUGUUCUGGCUAAUGGAAGCUGGCAGAUUUGUCUUUGGGAUCGGUGGGGAGUCCCUGGCUGUUGCACAGAACACGUACGCUGUGACCUGGUUCAGAGGAAAAGAGUUAAACAUGGUGUUUGGGCUCCAGCUCAGUUUCUCUCGAGUUGGUAGCACAGUAAACAUGAAUGUGAUGAGCCCGGUGUACCAGUGGAUAUCUACUUAUGUGGGGGAGGGGUACACCACCCUGGGGUACGCCCUGUGGGUAGGGGCAGGGACCUGUUUACUGUCCCUGUUCUGUGGGCUACUGCUGGGGUACUACGACAAGAGGGCUGCACGGAUACUCAAGAGAGAUGCCGGGAAAACUGGUGAAGUUAUCCGGAUCACUGAUGUGAAGGACUUCCCAGCUACAUUUUGGCUCAUCACAGUCAUCUGUGUGGCUUACUAUGUAGCUGUGUUCCCCUUCAUCGGACUGGGCCUUGUCUUCUUUGAAGAGAAGUUUGAUCUGAACCCAACUUCAGCCAAUGCAGUGAACAGCUUAGUGUACAUCAUCUCGGCUGGUGCAUCUCCCGUGCUGGGGUUCAUUGUGGACAAGACGGGGAAGAACGUGUUCUGGGUGAUCCUGGCCAUCCUGGUCACCCUGGCCUGUCACAUGAUGCUAGCAUUCACCUUCUGGAACCCCUACAUAGCCAUGAGCAUCAUGGGAGUGUCCUACUCACUGCUGGCAUGUGCUCUCUGGCCUAUUGUUGCAUUUAUAAUCCCAGAGAAUCAGCUGGGGACAGCCUAUGGCUUCAUGCAGUCCAUCCAGAACCUGGGUCUGGCUGUGAUCUCCAUCGUAGCAGGCUCUAUAGUAGACAAGAAGGGAUAUCUACUGCUGGAGGUGUUCUUCCUGGCCUGGCUGUGUCUGGCACUGAUAGCAGGGGUACUGCUCUAUCUGAUCGAUGCAGUCCGGGGAGGAGCCCUGAACAUGUCCACAUGGGAAAGAGAUGCACAAGAGGAGGCAGAGGAGAAGGCUAAAGCAGCGCAGGACGAAAGAGUCAGAUUUAAACCUCGAUCGGCUUUUGCACUAAGGAACAGAUUCUACUCCCGUAUUGGUGCCAAGUUGCCAGACCAUUUCGACAUCCACACCUCCAGUUUCUUCAGAAGAGGAGUUACCCAGUAGUCUCCCUGCACCAUACGCACAAGUCAUGGAACUCUGCAAGAGUAGUUUGCUUAAAAUUCUUUCAUCUGCCAGUGCACAUUACAUGUAUCUGUAUAGCCAGUAUAACCACCCAUCAGCAUAGCAGCAGAUUCUUAUGUCAUGUGCAAUUUUGAAUCCUGAUUUUUUUUUUUUUGAGGGGGAGGGGGGCUUCACAUAGCUUUUUCUCAUCUUUAUAAAUUUUUCUUCAUGAUUAAAUGGCAUCAGACAUUAAGUUCUUUUUUCUGUAUUAUACUGUUGAUACCUCGCUAUCAAUUGGACUUGAUGAUUCACUUGGAACGUAAAUUACUUGUAGAUCAUAUUAGAGAGAUAUUGAAACAGAUUAAAGUAAAUUAUCUUCCUCUUUUGUCUCUUGCGCUUACCUUGUUUUUACCAUCUGGAAUGGAGAGGUUAUUUACGCUAGAUCAUUGCAUAUUGGUGAAAUACAAAUGAACAACAGUUUACAUGUAUUUUAAAGGUCCAAUAGAUAUAAAUAUUCUUAUUUCCUUUAUGGAUAGAACUGAAUGACUAGACACUUAAAUCACGUCCAAUGUGACAAAAAGUGGAAAGCAGAAAAUACUUCACAACAGAUGUUUCCAGAUCCAGUUGUUCUGUACUAAAAACAUGGGAAUUGAUAAUGUCAACUCAAGUCAGGAUUGGAGAUAAAGAACCAAUGGUAUAGUAUUAUGUAACAAUUUAAUUAAAAAUCGUGAAAAGAAAUUAUUUUGUUGUAAG